Messenger RNA from Botrytis byssoidea, 849 nucleotides. RefSeq lists its product as uncharacterized. Bases 1 to 849 code for a protein of 282 amino acids. NCBI's taxonomy places the organism in Eukaryota, Fungi, Ascomycota, Leotiomycetes, Helotiales, Sclerotiniaceae. The record is from RefSeq and is a predicted model, not a curated record. The transcript has a single exon.
AUGCCUACAUCAAGCCCAUCCACUACCCACCAGGAAUCGGUUUCCACAUACCUCCUUUAUAACCGUUGGGCCGCAACUUACGACACAGACCACAACCCUUUACAAAUUCUUGACUCUGCUCUCAUUCCUUCUCUAUUCAAGACGCUGUUUUUCAUCCCGUCAGAAGCUCAAGAUAGCAUCACCAUCACCGAAUUAGGAUGUGGCACCGGCCGGAAUACUAUCCGGUUCCUCUCACCACCUAUUUCCAAAAAGAUCUCUAAAAUCCACGCUCUUGAUCUCUCGCCCGCAAUGCUUGAGAUUGCUCGGUCUCAUUGCAGCCUCUGCGUCUCGGAAAACGAUAGCCAUGUCCCCAGCAUCCAAUUCGACGAGUUCAAUGCCCUCAAUGUUCAAUCCAAGCCCGAAAUCUCGAGUUUAAUCCAAGGACAAGCGAACAUGGUUAUUAGUACUCUCGUCCUUGAACAUCUUCCCCUUGAUACGUUUUUCUCGGCUGUGACCUUCCUACUAAAACCAGAUUCGGAUAUGAAUAACGGAAGGGUGUUAAUCACCAAUAUGCACGCUGAGAUGGGUAGAUUGUCUCAGGCUGGAUUUAGCGACGAAAUUGAACGAAAGAAGACGAAAGUUAGAGGCGAAAGUUAUGUCUAUGAGAUUGAAGAAGUGGUAGAGGAAGGGAAGAAAUGGGGAUUCCAUGUCGUGGGGGAGGUGUUGGAAAGGACAGUAAAAAAAUCUGAUGUUGAGGAGGAUGGCAGUGGAUUAAAGCUAGGAACCAGGGGGAGAAAAUGGAUAGGAAGGAAAAUGUGGUUCGGAAUGGUUAUGCAGAGGGAAUACCAACAAAACAAUUCAACACCGUAA